Molecule: messenger RNA, 855 nt
Organism: Lathyrus oleraceus (garden pea)
Lineage: Eukaryota; Viridiplantae; Streptophyta; Magnoliopsida; Fabales; Fabaceae
Product: transcription factor GTE8-like
Exons: 1
Coding region: 1-855 (284 amino acids)
Molecular function (GO): protein binding
Source: RefSeq, a predicted model, not a curated record
AUGUCCGAGAAAACACAACCUCGUAAAAGACUUAUCGUCAAGCUCAGUUAUCCUCCUGGUUCAAGAAAACGUGAUUCAAAUUCUUGCGCCACAGAUGAAAACAAGAGAAGGAAGAUUCAAGAUUCUGUGAAACCAGUCGUAACCUGUUAUUGGGUUGAUUCAAAUUAUCAAACCAAAUCAACAGCUUUGUCUCAAACAAAGGAUAGUAACAUUGUUGUUGAAAACAAGAAGAUCAUCAAGAACCAAGUUUCCAACACAGUUACGUCUCAAACAAAGGAUAGUAACAUUGUUGUUGAAAACAAGAAGAUCAUCAAGAACCAAGUUUCCAACACAGUUACGUCUCAAACAAAGGAUAGUAACAUUGUUGUUGAAAACAAGAAGAUCAUCAAGAACCAAGUUUCAAAAACAGAAAUAGGUUUUAAUGGUUUGAAAGAAAGUUCAAAACUUUGUUCCAAAACAGCGUCUGUGACAAGAGGUGAAGAAUGUGGGUUGAAGGAACCGAUGGAUGGUGUUAAGAGGAGGCAAUGUUGGUUGAUAUUAAAGAGGAUGUUGGUAGAUAGAGAUGGUUGGGAUUUGAAAGAUCCUCCAAAAAUAGCAAAGUCUGAUAAGUGUAAGAUAAAGGCAAUAGGUUUGAAGGAAAUAGAGAGAAAAAUGAGGUUGUAUGCAACAGAGGAUGAGUUUGCUAGCGACAUGAGGCUUGUGUUCUCUAAUGCAAUGGUAACGUAUCCUCCAAGGAAUCAUAUUUACCAAAUUGCAAAAAAGUUCAGUGACACUUUUGAACACAAAUGGAAGUCAUUGAAGGAUAUGUGGGAACUUGAGGAUACAAAAAGAAGCAACACUCACAAAAGAUACUAA